UGACGAUGUCUCUGCGUCCCUGUCGUCGGAUGUUGAGUAUCAUUUACGAGAGAUCAUCCACGAAGCCAUCAAGUUCCAGCGACACUCGCGCCGGUCGACGCUCAGCACUAUCGACGUAAACAACGCACUCCGUGUGAAGAACGUAGAGGUAUGUACGUAA
Sphaeroforma arctica JP610 is the source of this 160-nucleotide messenger RNA. RefSeq lists its product as hypothetical. The transcript has a single exon. The record is from RefSeq and is a predicted model, not a curated record. The annotation marks the transcript as partial. Gene Ontology annotation, molecular function: transcription coactivator activity; RNA polymerase II general transcription initiation factor activity; protein heterodimerization activity. Gene Ontology annotation, biological process: RNA polymerase II preinitiation complex assembly; transcription initiation at RNA polymerase II promoter. Lineage: Eukaryota; Ichthyosporea; Ichthyophonida. Gene Ontology annotation, cellular component: transcription factor TFIID complex; SLIK (SAGA-like) complex; SAGA complex.